AUUUUUCAUUGUUCUUUUUUUGUUGUAAAACGUUGUGUAAAGAGGAUAAACAGUUAUAAAAAUGUGUUAAAAUAUAAUUAAACAUAAAUUAGACGAAUUAGUAAUUAUUUGUUUUUAACUAUGCACGUGUUUGGCAUAUUUUUUUAUUCAGUAUUAGAAGUGAUAGUGAAUUUACAUUAUACAAUUUGAUAUUGUUUGUCAUCAGAUUGUCAGUUUUUAUGAAUGAGUGAAUGCCACGUAGUCGGCCUUUUAUAUAAAUCGAGUAUUUUAAUUGUUUAGAAGCAAAAACAAUGUUGUUUAACAUUAUAUUUGUUUAUUUAUUACCCAUCGUUUUUGUUUCUUUAAUAUUGUUUUGCCUUGUACUUUAUUUAACAACUCAACCAUAUCCCAAUAUAUGGCGAUAUGCUGAAGAAAAAUUCUAUUUUAAUCCUGCCUCUGGAGAGAGAGAAGCUUUUCCUUCUUUGAAUGAUGACUGGAGUGUACAUAUUAGUGUAAUUGUUCCUGCCUAUAACGAAGAGGAACGAUUGCCUCCGAUGCUUGAUGAGUGUGUAGAGUAUUUAGAGAAUCGUAAAAAGUCUGGAUUGACGUAUGAAAUAAUUGUUGUAAGCGAUGGCAGUGUUGAUAAAACUGUUGAAAUUGCUCACAAUUAUUCCAAAAAAUAUAAGAAUAUAAGAGUUUUAAAGUUAAUUAAAAAUAGAGGAAAAGGAGGAGCCGUUAGACUGGGAAUCCAAAGUGCUAGGGGAUGUGUUCUAUUAUUCGCCGAUGCAGAUGGUGCAACGAAAUUCGUUGAUUUGGAUAAAUUAGAAAAAAGUUUAAAUGAUAUAUUAGGAGUUGACUAUACGAAAGACCCAGACAAAGUUGCCACUCAGGAAGCAUUGAUUUGUGGAUCGCGAGCACAUUUAGAGGAACAAGAAAUAGCAAAGCGAUCAUUCUUCCGUCUCUUUUUGAUGUAUGGCUUUCAUUUUCUCGUUUGGUUUUUCUGCGUGAAGGAAAUACGCGAUACACAAUGUGGAUUUAAACUCAUGACAAGGAAAAGUGCGAGGACAAUUUUUGAUGUUUUACACGUGGAACGAUGGGCUUUUGAUGUUGAAAUGCUGUACAUUGCUCAGACUUUGAAAAUUCCCAUCACUGAGAUUGCAGUUAAUUGGACUGAAAUUGAGGGUUCAAAAUUGGUGCCAUUCUGGAGUUGGUUACAAAUGGGACGUGAUUUAGGUCUCAUUUGGUUGAGAUACAAAAUUGGAGCGUGGAAAUUAAGUAAGCCGAAAACAAAUUAAAUUUGUUGAAUUUAUAUAUUUAGAUAUAAUUUUUAUUUCUUUGGCGAAAUUCUUAUUUCUCCAGUGACUGUAAAAUAAUUCAUCUUGCAUUUAAUAUGAAAUGCACAUUAUUGUAUAUUUGAUUUUAAUUUUAUGAAGGAAAAAAUGUGGAGAGUGCUUUUCUGUGAGUACCGAAUGUAGUGAAUUAAAUUCACUAAAUUAAAUCUAGUAUUCAAAAAAAUAUUUUUUGAAUAGUUUCGAUUGUUAUGAAAGGCAACUUUUUAAAUUAAUUUCGAAAAGUAUGAAAGUCGAUUUAUUGCGCACAUUUGAAAUAAAAAAUUUUGAUUGGAAAGAAAAAA
This is a messenger RNA of Leptopilina heterotoma, 1612 nucleotides long. RefSeq names its product dolichyl-phosphate beta-glucosyltransferase (gene wol). Gene Ontology annotation, cellular component: endoplasmic reticulum membrane. Bases 291 to 1274 code for a protein of 327 amino acids. Lineage: Eukaryota; Metazoa; Arthropoda; Insecta; Hymenoptera; Figitidae. The record is from RefSeq and is a predicted model, not a curated record. The transcript is spliced from 5 exons.